GGAGAUGGGCAAGGCAGAGAGAGCUUAAAGGUGCUCAGGACUGGGGGUGAGUGAGAGCUGAGUGGAGGAGACAUCUGUGCAGCCCUUGGCAGGUGCUCCACACCCAGAGGCAGCAGAUGUCCAACAGCAGCUCCAUCAACCAGUUCCUCCUCCUGGCAUUCGCAGACAGGCGGGAGCUGCAGCUCCUGCACUUCUGGCUCUUCCUGGGCAUCUACCUGGCUGCCCUCCUGGGCAACGGCCUCAUCAUCACCACCAUCGCCUGGGACCACCACCUCCACACCCCCAUGUACUUCUUCCUGCUCAACCUCUCCCUCCUCGACCUGGGCUGCAUCUCCACCACCCUCCCCAAAGCCAUGGCCAAUUCCCUCUGGGACACCAGGGCCAUCCCCUACUCUGCAUGUGCUGCACAGGUCUUUUUCUUUGCCAUGUUCCUCUCAGCAGAGUUUUAUCUCCUCACCAUCAUGUGCUAUGACCGCUACGUGGCCAUCUGCAGACCCCUGCACUACGGGUCCCUCCUGGGCAGCAGAGCUUGUGUCCACAUGGCAGCAGCUGCCUGGGCCUCUGGGUUUCUCAGUGCUCUGCUGCACACAGCCAGUACAUUUUCACUGCCCCUCUGCCAGGGCAAUGCCCUGGGACAGUUCUUCUGUGAAAUCCCCCAGAUCCUCAAGCUCUCCUGCUCACACUCCUACCUCAGGGAACUUGGGCUUGUUGUGGUUAGUGCCUGUUUAGUGUUUGGGUGUUUUGUCCUCAUGGUGGUGUCCUAUGUGCAGAUCUUCAGGGCUGUGCUGAGGAUCCCCUCUCAGCAGGGAAGGCACAAAGCCUUUUCCACCUGCCUCCCUCACCUGGCCGUGGUCUCCCUGUUCAUCAGCACUGUCCUGUUUGCCUACCUGAAGCCCCCCUCCAUCUCCUCCCCAUCCCUGGACCUGGUGGUGGCAGUUCUGUAUUCAGUGGUGCCUCCAGCAGUGAACCCCCUCAUCUACAGCAUGAGGAACCAGGAGCUCAAGGAUGCCCUCAGGAAAGUGAUUUCUUCAUUGUUCAACAGUGAGAGAUUUAAAGCCUCUUUCUAG
Messenger RNA from Apus apus (common swift), 1067 nucleotides. Its product is annotated as olfactory receptor 14J1-like. Bases 117 to 1067 code for a protein of 316 amino acids. Gene Ontology annotation, biological process: G protein-coupled receptor signaling pathway. Gene Ontology annotation, cellular component: membrane. The record is from RefSeq and is a predicted model, not a curated record. Gene Ontology annotation, molecular function: olfactory receptor activity; G protein-coupled receptor activity. The transcript is spliced from 2 exons. Lineage: Eukaryota; Metazoa; Chordata; Aves; Apodiformes; Apodidae.